GUCGGAUCAGCAGUGCUCCACAUGUUCCGUAUGCUACUAGAUACCCUGUAUUACUUCCAAGAGAGCAUCGCAUAACUUAUCUUCUUGUGCACGAAUUCCAUAAACGAUUUCUCCACGCGAACGGCGAAACAGUCUGUAAUGAACUACGACAGCAGUUUUAUGUACCGAAGCUUCGGGUACUCGUACGGAAAGUGAGCCGAGAGUGUCAGCACUGUAAAAUACAAAGGGCUAGACCAGUACCACCACUGAUGGCUCCGUUGCCAAAAGUACGUCUAACGCCCUUCAUUCGACCCUUCACAUUCGUGGGCGUCGAUUAUAUGGGACCGUUCCUGGUCAAGAUUGGGCGCAGUAGCGUUAAACGGUGGAUUUGUCUCUUCACCUGUUUAACAAUUCGCGCAAUUCAUCUGGAGCUGGUACAUAGCCUUUCAACAGCCUCAUGUAUAAUGGCUUUCCGGAGAUUCGUGGCUAGAAGGGGUGCACCAUCGGAGGUCUUCUCGGACAAUGGCACCAACUUUGUGGGUGCUAAUCGGCAGUUAGCGGAGGAAAAGAGGAAGCUCGAUAAGAUAAACGAGGGUUGUGCAUCCACGUUCACCAAUGCGCAAACUCAAUGGCAUUUCAACGUUCCAGUUGCUCCCCACAUGGGAGGUCCAUGGGAACGCAUGGUACGAUCCGUCAAAGUGGCGAUGCGAGCUAUAUCGGAUAAUCCUCGGCAUCCCAGCGACGAAGUGAUAGAAACUAUUAUGUUAGAGGCUGAAGCGAUUGUAAAUUCUCGUCCACUAACCUACGUACCACUUGAGGACGUACACCAAGACGCACUUACACCAAAUCAUUUUUUGAUGUACGGAUCGACUGGCAUUAAGCAACCUACAACGAAGCCUGAUUGUGAUGGAAACGUACUCCGGGACAGUUAUAAAUUGACACAACGUAUCGUGGACGGUUUCUGGAGCAGAUGGACGCGGGAGUAUCUUCCGAUGUUGACUAGACGAACAAAAUGGUUUGAACCAACAAAACCCUUGGAACCUGGAGACUUGGUAGUAGUUGUUGACGAGAAUUCGAGGAACAGCUGGGAAAGAGGCCGAAUUUUGGAGACGUAUCCAGACAAAUCAGGACAAGUGCGGCGAGCAAAAAUACAAACAUCUAGAGGAGUCUUCAGCAGACCUGCUGUGAAGCUGGCAGUUCUCGACGUUGCCGUUCAGGAUAAGAACCUGGAAGAUGUCCCUAGGGAAUCGGAAGUAGUUCACGGGGCGGGGAAUGUUGGCGGUACCCCUCGUUGCGGCACGCAGAGAGUGAAGCAACUUACCGUUCCCUCGGACGAGUCGGUGUAAAGAUGCGGGUUGACAGAAUUCGUAUGUCACUGUCAGAAUUCGUUUAUCAGAACCUGUAUCAUGAAUCAGCAAUAAUAUUGAACUAUAUCCACGAGUGAGUUGUUGCAAUAGUUGGUUUUUCGAAAGUUUAAAUAUUGGAUUCCUAAGUAGCUCAUUAGUAGUCGUGCGUGAAUUAAAGCUGAAUUUAGGGUACGUUUUGCCUGAAAUGAAAACAUUAUACUCACCUUAACCUUGAAUCAUAUGAACACCUGUAGAUUUCCCGUUAAUUGAUGAUCGUCGAUAAGAUUGUCCUUCGCGGUAGAUUGUCCGCAGUUAGCAGUAAAACACUGAAAUUGUAAGAAGCCCCUCAUACUUACC
Molecule: messenger RNA, 1682 nt
Organism: Aedes albopictus (Asian tiger mosquito)
Lineage: Eukaryota; Metazoa; Arthropoda; Insecta; Diptera; Culicidae
Exons: 2
Coding region: 249-1325 (358 amino acids)
Biological process (GO): DNA integration
Molecular function (GO): nucleic acid binding
Source: RefSeq, a predicted model, not a curated record